CACUUCCGCAGUUGUCAGUUGGUCUCCACUCCCCUCCACCAACUAUACUAUAAUUUAUUUUUGCUGUUUUGUCUCGGUUUUCUUCUCCUCAAUUCAUCUAUAAUGGAGUCCAGCAGAUUGUUGAUACCACCGUUGUUCGAGAUCUAGGGUUUGUGUGUUUUCUCCACAUUUCUGUAUCAGUAAUCUCAUUGGGGAGUUCUUGUCUUCCACUUACUCCGUUUGUUUAAAUAGUUUUGCUAAGUUUUAGUUCUGGCUUCUUGGCAUAUUCUUUUAAGUGACUCUUGAAAAAUGGCGGGGAAUUCCACGUUCAUCUGUGCACCUAUAAUGGGCCAAUCCGUUGAUCAGAUGUUGAUCAAUAUGGGUAAGGCGAAGGCAGCUGGUGCAGACCUCGUUGAGCUCAGGUUGGACUAUAUAAAGAACUUCAAUCCUUACCAAGAUCUCGAAGUCAUGAUUAAACAGUGUCCUUUGCCCACGCUUUGCACAUACAGGCCAAAAUGGGAAGGUGGUGAAUUUGAAGGUGAUGAGAAAAGACGAACAGAUGCACUUCGGUUAGCCAUGGAACUGGGAGCUGAUUACAUUGAUAUUGAGCUUCAGGUUGCUCAUGAAUUCAUCAAUUCCAUAUGUGGAAGAAAGCCUCAAAACUUGAAAAUUAUAGUUUCUUCUCAUAACUAUCAGAAUACUCCAUCAGUUGAGGGUAUUGGCGACCUGGUUGCAAGAAUACAAGCUACUGGAGCAGACAUAGUUAAGAUUGCAACAACUGCAUUGGAUAUCACAGAUGUGGUACACAUGUUUCAAAUAACUGUCCAUUCCCAGGUUCCAAUAAUAGGACUGGUUAUGGGCGAGAGGGGUUUAAUUUCACGGGUACUAUGCCCCAAGUUUGGUGGAUAUCUCACUUUCGGAACACUUGAGGCUGGAAAGUUAUCAGCUCCAGCACAACCAACAAUCAAAGAAUUGCUGAAUUUCUACAAUUUCAGACAGUUGGGACCUGACACAAAAGUAUUUGGUCUUAUUGGGAAUCCUGUAGGUCACAGCAAAGGGCCUCUUUUGUACAACACAGCAUUUAAGUCAAUUGGUUUUAAUGGUGUUUAUGUGCCCUUUUUGGUCGAUGAUGUAGCAAAAUUUUUUGACGCCUACUCAUCCCCUGAUUUUGUUGGGUUCAGGUUUAAUCCAGAUAAAUGGUGGCGGAUUAACCAAUCAAAUUGUACAAUUCCACACAAGGAAGCUGCACUUGAACGCUGUGAUGAGGUUGAUCCAAUUGCCAAGUCCAUAGGAGCUGUUAAUAUGAUUAUUAGGAAUCCAAGUGAUGGAAAGUUAUCUGGUUACAAUUGUGACUAUAUUGGAGCUAUUUCAGCUAUUGAGCAUGGACUAAGAGGUUCACAUGAUAUACACAAUACAGUCAGUUCACCUUUAGCUGGUAAGCUCUUUGUAGUCAUUGGAGCUGGUGGUGCCGGUAAGUCACUAGCUUAUGGUGCAAAAGAAAAGGGAGCAAGAGUUGUAAUUGCCAAUCGCACUUAUGAACGAGCCAAACAACUUGCCAAUGUGAUUGGAGGAGAGGCCAUACCUCUAGAUGAACUAGGUGACUUCCAUCCAGAGAACAAGAUGAUCCUGGCAAAUGCAACACCUAUAGGAAUGCAACCAAAAGUUGAUGAGACACCCAUACCUAAGAAAUCUUUGAGAUUUUACUCCCUGGUUUUCGAUGCUGUUUACACACCAAAAAUUACCAGACUCCUUCGAGAAGCAGGAGAGUCUGGAAUCACUGUUGUUACUGGAGUGGAGAUGUUCAUCAGACAGGCAUACGUACAAUAUGAAAACUUCACUGGUUUGCCAGCUCCAAAGGAACUUUUUAGGGAAACCCUGGCAACACACGCCUGAAGGAGGAUUAAAUCAUUGGGGCGGACCCUACUCAAGUUCUAAUUCUAUAGUUUGAUUCCUGCCUAAUUGUGCAAACUGCUAAUUUGUUGUGUACUUUUUGAGAAAUGAUAAUUCUCUGAUUCUCUCUUUGUAUGCCGGCUUAAGUAAUGUGUUUGAGUAAUGUAUCUUUUAUUAUUGUGAUGGAAAGAACAAUUGAGGUUUUUUUUAGAUAGAUGAACAAUUGAGUAGAGAUAGACACAGAAUAACGGAGAAGACUACUUCAAGAGGCGUAGGUCCUUCUUAAGACAAUGACGAAGAGUUGUGUUUGGUAUCAUUGUUGCUUCUACCUAGGUUGAACAAUACAAAUUGUACGCAACCGUUAUUUGAGGCUGUUUA
Nelumbo nucifera (sacred lotus) is the source of this 2247-nucleotide messenger RNA. NCBI's taxonomy places the organism in Eukaryota, Viridiplantae, Streptophyta, Magnoliopsida, Proteales, Nelumbonaceae. The record is from RefSeq and is a predicted model, not a curated record.